Messenger RNA from Peronospora matthiolae, 732 nucleotides. NCBI's taxonomy places the organism in Eukaryota, Oomycota, Peronosporomycetes, Peronosporales, Peronosporaceae. The record is from the annotation of a GenBank genome assembly.
AUGUAUGUGACUCUCGAGAACUCACAGCAAGUGGUGGCGACAGCGGAUCUCGUGGAUGGACUCUACUGGCUUCGGACGACUCAACGAUCAGCGAAUGUGACAACAAGUGGAACCAGUUGUGCCGAUCUACAUGCGAGAAUGGGUCAUGCUCCAGUCGAUGUACUUCGCAAGAUGAUCGCGACCAACAUGAUCAAGGAUGUGCGAGUCCCUCUCAAGUCGGGUGGAGCAACUACAUGUCGAGGAUGUCAACAAGGGAAAAUGGUCCAAAAACCAUUUCCAAGCAACCGAGACAAGCGCAGCUACGAUACGUUUGAGCUACUUCAUCUGGACAUCUGCGGGCCCAUGGAAAAGGAUUCGCUCGGUGGCAGCAAAUAUUUGCUGCUGAUCAUCGACGAAGCCAGUGGAUGCAUGAAGGGCUUUUGUCUACGAGUGAAGUCCGAGAGUGAAGACUACAUCCGGAAAUAUAUCACCAUGGUACAGACGCAAUUCUGUAAGAAGGUCAAGUUCGUGCGACACGACGGAGCUCGCGAGUUUGCAACCAACUCGCUUCAACUGUUCUACGAAGACGAAGGCAUUGAACAGCAGACAACGGUGCCGUAUGCACAUCAAACAAACGGAACAGCAGAGCGUGCCAUUAGGACUAUUGUCACGAUCGGUGUAUUGUUGAUCGUGCCAAACUGGAGCGAGGCGGGCCGAAGGAGCGAACGGAGCGGAGACGACGCGAGAAAGUAG